This is a messenger RNA of Botrytis byssoidea, 652 nucleotides long. RefSeq lists its product as uncharacterized. The coding region runs from base 1 to 597 and encodes 198 amino acids. NCBI's taxonomy places the organism in Eukaryota, Fungi, Ascomycota, Leotiomycetes, Helotiales, Sclerotiniaceae. The transcript has 2 exons. The record is from RefSeq and is a predicted model, not a curated record.
AUGGUGGGGGGCUAUAUAUCCUGGGCUUUCGACCACCAAAAUUGCCACUCAAUUCAACAAGAUCACUUGCUUUUCAUUUUGGCAACCCAUCUUACUUACAAUACAUUUCAACACAGCACAAAGCUCAGCUCUCGAAUUCGGACAACAUUAAACGCUUUGAUCAUGAGUAACGAUAUUCUCAACGAUUGGUUCCUGGUAAAGCUGACUCGAUGGGAAGACGGCCAUGAAACCAGUUCGGCUCUCCUCCCUGUGAACAUUUCUGCCGGUGAUACACCGUCUGGCCUCAGAAACGGGCUUCAGGCUGUUUAUAAGCGCAUUUGGGAUUACUUUACUGUUAUAGAGAGAGACGGCAACUCCUCCGACCGAACCAAUCUUCCUUCGGGAGCCGCCAUUAGAGAAGGUGAUGGUAUCGAAGGUUUGAGCGUUGAUUGGCAAGGCCUUUCGGCUGGCGACUGGCCAUCGCAGCGGACUCUUGUGACAGAAUUCAACCUUCCUGGAAUCCGGGGAAGAUUAUCAACGAGUAACAAUGCAGUCAUCCACUGUACUGUCAAAGACAGUAGACUCGACGGAAUUUCCUGGUGCCCCCCCAAAAAUUAGAUCAUUUUAGUCUGGGAUCAGAUACAUGAGACGAACUUAAAGUGCUUAUGAGAGU